Molecule: messenger RNA, 1318 nt
Organism: Saccostrea cuccullata (small rock oyster)
Lineage: Eukaryota; Metazoa; Mollusca; Bivalvia; Ostreida; Ostreidae
Exons: 1
Coding region: 555-959 (134 amino acids)
Source: RefSeq, a predicted model, not a curated record
UUAUACUUUUUCAAAACGGAAAAAUACCAGAUUUACCGAUAUACUCGUAAUUAAUAUUGCAAAGUAAACAAAGGGUUUUUUCGAAUUUAAAGGAACAGCUGUCCUUUGCUACAGUCUUUGGUAAAUAGCCGCCUUCAGUCUUUAGAAUUGGCGAGAGGGUAUUGAGAUAUGAACGUUGGAGAUAUGACUUGUUGACUAAAGGAACUAGCAAGGGUCGGUCAUUUGAUAAGGGGGGAAAAGAAAAGAACGAAGGAGUUGCCAUGCCCUUGGAGGGGUUCCAGCACGAUUGUUGUGACAUUUCGUAAACACGUUCCGCAGAAAACACUUGGCUAAGGAAAUGAGCGGACGCGACAUUUAGCUUUCAGUUUUAUGGAAUAUAUAUAUAUACAAGUUCAUCAAGGUUUAUUAAAACGUAUGCUUUCCAAAGUUUGAAUAAAAACCAUUGAGAUUUUGAUCGAUUGGUUAAAACCAAGAGAGUAAAGAGUGCUCGGUGCCUUUCACAAAUGGCAAACUUUACAAGGAUGUUUGAUUAGAAAUUGGUUUGGCUCUCAGUCAUGACAAAAAUUAUGGAAGUGGCUCCACUGAGCGCCUGUGAACACAGCAAAAACUCCAUGUUUUGUAUAGGACCAUGUGAGGCGUGCAAAGCACAACUUGCAAGGAAAAAUGAGCAGAAAAAUUCGGUAGACAAAAACAGUGCAGCAAAUAGCAAGAACGAGUCAAAACUGGAGAGACAGUGUCGAAUAGUUCCGCAAAUCACGUAUAGCCCAGACCAUCGCGUGCAUUGGUCGGACGAAGAUGAAAGUGGAAAUACUAGUCAAGAACUGGAAACGAUAAUUAAACCUGUGGAAAAUCUGGAUUUGAAUCCUGCAAGUCAGAAUACGGAGGAAGCCAAUGUGAAGUCAAUUUUAAAACAUAAACCUACUUGUGUAGUCAUGGUUCACGUGGAUACAGACGGAUAAUACGGGGAUAUAAUUUCAACUUGGAAAUGGACCUCGAAAGAAAUUUUAUUUAACUUCAGUGAAGAAAAUACAUAUACAGGGCCUAGUAGACGACUUUUUCCGCUCGGGGUCACAAAUUUUACAUUAAAAACAAAUGGUGGCAAUCCAAAAAAUCAGCGUAAAAGAUUGGAGAUAUAUUGUGAUUUUUUUUUUCGAUUGAUAUCGACACAAAUUUUGGGAGAGGCAUUACAAGACAAAGAUUUCAUGAAUAUUAGUUACCGGAAAAAACGUCAAUAACUGCGCCGGAAAGCUGACAAUGGGUGUUUCAACGAAACUACAUGAACAUUUCUGUACAAGUGAAUAACAUUUUUGUAGCGCAA